AACCUAGCCUAGCGACGUGUUUCGUGCUAAAAAAUUUAUGCCUAAAACAUUAUAGAAGUUUAUUUUUGUUGUAUAAUUGGUGAUUACUUACUUACUUGAAUACUCGAUUUGUAAUCAUUCUAAUAACUUACCAUCCGUUAAUGUAAGUCUAUAUAAAUUAUAGAGAUAAUUGAAAACAGGAUUUUUAAAUAGAUACCUGUACCCUCCUACCUAUAGGCUAAGAAAUCUUUUCAAGUUCUUUACUCAUGUGAGUUGAUAUAAGCUGAGAUUUCUACGGUACCGAAAAUGUACGACGAAAGUAUAGAUGUAAGCAAUGCAGAAGAAGUUCGAAGUCCGACGCCAGAAAGUUUGGACAGCAAUUUUGACAAAAAGCAUGAUGAUAACAAUGAGGCGCUAUUGAGUAAGGACAGAGCAAAGGUGGCAAUGACCCGGCCCCUGUCAGCUGUGAGCCGAGGUGGUGAGAGGGGAGGACGGCGCACCACCGAUCUUGACUCGGAUCUGUCUCACUCUGAGGAUGAUGACGACGAUGACGAUGAUGAGGAUGAUGAUGACGUCAGAGUACCCAUUUUUGAAGGAACUUAUGAUCCUCGAGAGUAUGAACAUUUGGCCGUAUCGGCAGACGUGAAAGACGUGUUCAAAUUUAUUACUUGCUACACACCACAGAACGUGGAACUAGAGUACAAGCUGAAGCCGUUUGUUCCGGACUUCAUCCCGGCGGUGGGCGACAUAGACGCGUUCAUCAAAGUGAGCCGGCCGGAUGGCGUGGGAGGCGACGAUGUCGGUCUACGCGUAUUGGACGAGCCCUGCGCCAAUCAGAGUGAGCCGGCCGUGCUGUAUCUACAACUGCGGGCCGGCACUAAGCAGACCUCUGCUAAACCUGUUGUUGUGAAGAAAGUUGAAGACGCGGAGAAAAAUCCAAAGGCAAUCGACCGAUGGAUACGGGAUAUCAGUGAAUUGCACAAGAGUAAACCAGCACCCAACGUUCAUUACACAAAGCCUAUGCCAGAUGUGGAUAACUUAAUGCAAGAAUGGCCCGCAGACUUCGAGGAGCGUCUUAAUCAAAUUGGGCUGCCAAUCGGAGAUCUGGACUGCGAUCUGUUAACUUAUAUCGAUAUAGUUUGCUAUUUCAAGAAACAGAGAAAUUAUAAAAUAAACAUUCAAAUGUCUGGAGAAUUAAAAGAACAGCGUUCUAAUCGGUUCAUUCCACUCAACAACCUUCAUCCAAUCCUCAAAGAUCUUUAUUCAAGUUCUAGUCAUUCAUCUGAGUUUGACAUCACAAGCGGUUAUUUGAAUAAUGAACCAGGCACUGAAGAAGCAAUUGGGUUUGAAGAAGAAGAGCUCCAGCAAGUGGAUUACGUUGAAGGUCGUCAUUUUCCAAGAUAUUACAAUAAACGCAGAAGGAAGAAUCUGAAUGUGACUGCCAAUAAGCUGGUAGAGGAAGUGAUCAGGCUUGCAGUUGAAAGGUUGAAUACGGAUGCCGCUAACAGCGAGGUGGAGGAGUAUUUCGAUGCGGAAGAAAGUACAGGACAGGAUGCGCCUGGUAACCCGCAGGUCAAUUUCAAUCUGCGACCUAGUGUGGAAGUAGUGAGCAUUUCCUCGCAGACUGACCUCAUUGUAGAUCCCAAUGAAGAUUUGGAGGUCAUCGAUGCCGAUGACAAUCAUUCUUCUUCCAACGAGGAAUCAAGCCAACAAGGAGGAACUGGAGAUACGAUUAGAAAUGAGAAAUAUUGCAGAGUUACAACUCAGUGUGAACGAUGUGAGGUCUACAUGUUGAACUGUUACAAGUUCCAAUGCAAAUGCGAGAACCUGACGAUUUACUCAGAAACAUUGGAGAAAAAAGUUGAAGAAUAUGUUAAUCUCCUGAAUAACUACAAUACCAGACUGAUGACAUCUCGGCUACUAAUAAAACAAUCGAAUGGGAAGCAGAAUGAACUUAUGAUGAGAUGCGAUGAACUCCAAGAAAAGAUAAGACUUCAUCAAGCGUUGAAGGAAAUAGAACACAGAAAAAAGAAAGAAAUGAAAAAGAAGUACUAUAUCAAUAAAUUCAAUAAAGACUUCUAUGAACUGAAACACAAAGUAUCAAUUGGAGAGUCAGAAUUAGAAGUUGUUAAGGACAUUGUCGACGAUGAUAAAAUGAAAGAUAUUUUCGAUAAGUACAAGCAGAUUGAUGGAAUAGAUUGGGAACGAUUGUCACCUGAAGAACUUGCUGCGGCUCUUGAGGAUUUGGAAUAUUUGGAAAUAACUGGAAUCAAAAGUCCGAAAGUUGAAAGCUCUGCUCUCAUUGGUGGCAAACUGUCGGAGCCUUCUGAAUCAGCAAUUUAUGAAGCAUUAAACGUCUACGAGGAUCUUCUCAACGGAGUGUUGAGCAGAGAUGAAAUGAAUGAGACAUUUGAAAAAUAUAAAUCAUUAGACAGUAUAGACUGGUCAAAUUUGUCCCCUGAUAGGCUUCGGAUGACCUUGAAAGACCUUCGUGAUUUGGAACUUACUGAGCGUAUUCGUAUCUUUAGUGGAAGUGAAUCAGAGCAAGAAAUUUAUAGUGAAGACUAUCAAGAGGUUGAUGAGGGUAUUAUCAGCAAGGAUGAAUCAAUUGGAGAAAAAACAAGAGCUUAUUCAUUUGAGCAAGGUCGUUCAGAAAAGUUGAUAGCAGGUGGUAGUAAGGCGUUGGGAACAGAAAAGACAGAUAGUGGAGUUUCUAUGGCUAUAAAAGAGAGAAAACUACCUUCAGAUUAUAAAAAUGCAAUUGUUGAAGAAAAAACCAAGUCUGAUACAGAGCUUCCAAAAUCUACAGCUGAGACAAGAGAUACUGAUGUUUUGAAAAAGCGUGGACUGGUUGAUGAAGUGAAACUGAGUGAAAUCAAGAGUGAGGAACAUGGCAAGGAUUGGGAGUUGCAUGCUGGUGCUGGCAAAUCUGACAAACUUUCUGCUAAGAGUGGUAGAAUUCCAGCAGAAGGAAUAGUGAUGACUGAUGUUUCCAAGGAUGACGGAGCUGUGAAGGAUGAUGAACAAAGAGACAGGGAGAAGUUGGGAGAAGCUGACUUGUACACAAAGCGGGAGGAUGUUGAAAAGCCACCAUUUGAUAGGACAAAGAAGGAGAUUAUGAAAACAGAAGAAUCAAAAGAGCCUGAGAAAACGACUUUAAAAGAAUCUGAAAGAGCAAGAGGUGAAGAGCUUGAAGAACUAAAAAUGAUUAAGAAAUUGGAAGAAGAUGAUAAACAUGUUCCACCUAUAAAAACAGACGUCUCAAAGAAAGUUGAUGAUGGAUCAGUUGGACUAGUUGUUCCAGAAUCAAAACCAACUUUGGAAGGUUUUGCAGAAAAGGAUGAUCUUAAAAUCUCUGGAAGAGGUUUGCAAUCAGGAAAGGAUACUGCAGAGGAAAUAUAUAAGAGAACAAGUGACACUGAUUUCAAAGAUUCUGUAAGAGGGAAGGAUGAAAACAUUGUUUCUCCAAUUUCAGAAAGAAAAGAAGAGCAAAUGAGAACAAAAGACGGUAAAUCAGGAAUGCUUGAUGGUGACUCCAGAGAUGGUGUAACAGAGAGAAGGCUUGAAGAGAUAAAAUCAGGUAAAAUUGAAGAGAAGAAAGAUGACUUGUACCCUACAAGUGAAACAACAAAAGACAAGGCUGCAGUCAGAAAAGAUGACACGGUUUCAGAAGAAGACAAAAAGAAAGUAUCACCUCCAGUGACAGAGCCAAUCACGAGAAAAGAAGCAAGAAACUUAGAAGAGGAUAAGAAGAAAGAAAUUACACCAGCAACAGAGCAAAUCAUGAAAAAAGGAGCAAGAGAUUAUAUGGAUGAAAAAGAUGGAAAACUUGUUCCACCUAUAAAAACAGACAAAGUUGAUGAUAGAGUUACACCAGAUCAGUAUGGAAGAGAAGAAGAUUUAGCAACUUCCAAAUCAAAACAGGCUGUAGGGAAGGAUGAUCAACUCCCAAAGAGAAUUGAUGAUAAAGUUACACCAGAUCAGUAUGGAAGAGAAAAGGAUUUGGCAACUUCCAAAUCAAAACAGGCUUUAGGGAAGGAUGAUCAACUCCCAAAGAAAAUUGAUGAUAGAAUAGAUGAUAGAGUUGCACCAGAUCAGUAUGGAAGAGAAGAAGAUUUGGCAACAUCCAAAUCAAAACAGAUUGUAGGAAAGGAUGAUCAAAUCCCAAAGAGAAUUGAUGAUGGAACAGAUGAUAGAGUCACCCCAGAUCAGUAUGGAAGAGAAGAAGAUUUAGCAACUUCCAAAUCAAAACAGGUUGUAGGGAAGGAUGAUCAACUCCCUAAGAGAAUUGAUGAUAAAGUUACACCAGAUCCGUAUGGAAGAGAAGAAGAUUUGGCAACUCCCAAAUCAAAACAGAUUGUAGGAAAGGAUGAUCAAAUCCCAAAGAGAAUUGAUGAUAGAAUAGACGAUAGAGUCACCCCAGAUCAGUAUGGAAGAGAAGAAGAUUUGUCAACUUCCAAAUCAAAACAGAUUGUAGGAAAGGAUGAUCAAAUCCCAAAGAGAAUUGAUGAUAGAAUAGAUGAUAGAGUCACCCCAGAUCAGUAUGGAAGAGAAGAAGAUUUAGCAACUUCCAAAUCGAAACAGGUUGUAGGGAAGGAUGAUCAACUCCCUAAGAGAAUUGAUGAUAAAGUUACACCAGAUCAGUAUGGAAGAGAAGAAGAUUUGGCAACUUCCAAAUCUAAACAGGUUGUAGGGAUGGAUAGUGAUACUCAUCCAUCGAAAGUACCAAGAGGAGUAGCUGAUACAUCUGGAGAAAAAGAAUCUUGAAAAGAGAUGGAGGAGAAACUCUUGUGGAG
Molecule: messenger RNA, 4775 nt
Organism: Nilaparvata lugens (brown planthopper)
Lineage: Eukaryota; Metazoa; Arthropoda; Insecta; Hemiptera; Delphacidae
Gene: IFT46
Exons: 12
Coding region: 286-4746 (1486 amino acids)
Biological process (GO): cilium assembly; intraciliary transport
Cellular component (GO): intraciliary transport particle B; motile cilium; centrosome
Source: RefSeq, a predicted model, not a curated record